Messenger RNA from Batrachochytrium dendrobatidis JAM81, 1579 nucleotides. RefSeq lists its product as uncharacterized. NCBI's taxonomy places the organism in Eukaryota, Fungi, Chytridiomycota, Chytridiomycetes, Rhizophydiales. The transcript is spliced from 3 exons. The record is from RefSeq and is a predicted model, not a curated record. Bases 90 to 1355 code for a protein of 421 amino acids.
GUCCGUCAACUCAGAGUAGGAAACACUAUUCACAAUCCUCAGUGUCCAGAUCCCAUCCAUCAUUAAAAGCAGUCUCAAGCAAGGGCUACAUGUCUCGUCACUCGUACAAUCCAAUGACAUCCACUUCCUACCAUCCAAACUUUCAACCGCUUUCGACAUCAACCCUCAACAAAUCAGUUCAGCAAAUAUCCAUGUCUGCUGCUACUUACCCACACUCAUCCAUGUCUGUUGCUACUUACCCACGCUCGUCUGAUACUUUGGAAAAUAUAACUCAACCUCAGCCGUCUCAAACCAAUUUGUACAAUCCCACUCGGCAGCAUCCAUCUCAGGCGGCCGUACAUCCUACCGAUCCUUAUUAUACUCAGUACCAACUUCAACCAAUGCAGGAGUCUGAACAACAGUCUGGACAGCAGUCUGGACAGCAAUAUGGACAACAGUAUGGACAACAACUUGGACAACAGCCUGUGCUUGAUCCUCAACUUCAAGAAUCAGCUUAUUCAAGCACUCCUGGUUUGGCUGGAAAUAAUCGACAAUCCCAACAACCCUACCAGCAGGAACAAGGUACUAUGCGUGCCAGCACUCAGAAUGUACCUUAUCAAUCUGAUCCAGUAGUCGUCACUCUGGACAAUCAGUCAUCUAACCAGAACCCUUCUAAGCUCGACCCAUAUCCUCCAUUCGAUACAAAACAGCCUAAACAGAGAAUAUGCUGCUGCUUCCGCACCUAUUCUUGUUGCGUCAGUUGCUUUUGCUGCUGUUUCAUUGUCCUUAUUGCUUUGGGAUUAACCAUCUUCUUCCUAUGGCCGAAAAUCCCAACAGUCAAUAUGUCCGAUCCUUACAUCCCUAUUGGGUCUACUGGCUUGCAAGUCUCUUCUGGUGAUAUCUCCACCGCCGGCAUUACAAAUGGUCUUAAAUCUGCUUCUGCCAGUAAUCCAUAUAGCUUCUCGUUUCCAUUUGCAACCAAUGUUUCGGCAAUUUCAACCAACAAAAUCGAUAUUCUGCUGGAUACUGUUGUUUUUAAUUCUAUUUUGCUAUCCAAGGCAGACACGACACUUCCAAACAUUCAUGCUGACAGUACCCUUGAACAUGUCAAUAUCAGGAAAAAUGCAGAAACUAUCAUUGUUGUGCCGUACCGACUUACGUAUUCCACGUCAGCACCGGUCGACCCUUCGACAGACCCGGCUCUUUCCUUGCUGAUGGAAAGCUGUAAAAGUCGUGCUCCUCUGAGAAUGUCAUAUAGUGUGACACUUUACUUGAGAUUGGUCUCUUGGACUGGAUACCAUCCUACCAGUUCUGGCACAUUUUCGAUUGCAUGUCCUUCUUCAAUUGCUGACUUGCUCGGAAAUAUAUCCAAUUAGUCCAUUAUGUAGAUGCACAAACAAAAGCACUACCUCGAGUGAACUUUGAUUAUUUACCCUUUUAUCACUCAAGACCACCAUCCAGGGUUUAGCCAAAUAUGGCGAUGUGAAUAAUCAAGCAAUACUAUUUUUGUAGAUAUAUUCUUAUUCCUACCCAUACUUUUGCUGGCUUAUCAUAUCUUUUUCAUAGUAAUACGAUAAAUGAACUAUCAAUAUUUAUCAUU